Molecule: messenger RNA, 1375 nt
Organism: Phytophthora nicotianae INRA-310
Lineage: Eukaryota; Oomycota; Peronosporomycetes; Peronosporales; Peronosporaceae
Exons: 2
Coding region: 68-460 (130 amino acids)
Source: RefSeq, a predicted model, not a curated record
AGGAGGUACACUCUCGUCCACGUCAGCGAAUCCAUCAGUCUUUGGGUCAUGGUGAGUUUGGUUACUGAUGACUCCGCGACGUGAAGUUUCAUUGAGAUCCUGUGUCAAUCCUUGUUUGCUAUUGCGCUUGGUCUUUACCAUGUACCUCGAUGGUGGACGAUCCGUGAUGGCUUCAGGCGGCGAAAAGAAAUCUGUCGGACUGCCCCUGCUUCUGGCGCUAGACGUCCUUGAGAUCGUACCGGAACCGCGUCCACAUCUUGCAGUGGUCUCGGGAGAGUCAAAGGCGUUCGCAUCAAUGAGGUGCGUAGGGAACGCAUGCCGUUGUCGCGAAGGAGGGCGAUCAGGGAGCUCUUUAUUCACUGGAAUGCGAAUUCGUGGUUUUUUGUUCACUCCAGCUGACAAAUUCCUGUACUUACUAGCACGAGACGGCAGUGUAACUCGCGCAGCAACAUGGUUGUAAUGUGGACUUGUAAGCCAGUCCUUCCCAGGAAGAGAGAAACUAUCGGAACACUUCCCAAACUGUAUCGGUUGUGACUCGUCAUUGUCAUGUUCGGCAUCGAGACGUUUGCGAUUGGAUGGCCGGAUGGCAGAAGCUGAAGAGCUCAACACUCGCCUCGCCAUAUUCGGUUCUAAGACACUUGGAGGUUCUGGUCGACGUUUGGUCGUCGAUGCUACCAGUGACGGUGCACCAGCUCCACCUUUACCGUUCGACCGACGCCUAGUGUUUCGCUUCACUUCAGUAUUGUUGUCAACGCCAUUUGUUACUUCACGACGAAGCCGUCGACUAUGGCGAAUCCUCUCGCGAGGUGCUUCAUCAUCGACUUGAGGUACUUCUGGAGCCUGCGCUCGAGGUGUCACCUUGCGAUGCCGUCGACUCUUUCGCUUGACUUUGACUCCACUGGACGAAUACUCACUCGAAGGUGGCACUUUCGCCGUCGAAGAGAGCAGACUCAUGGUGCAAAGAGGAAGGGAUUACUCGGAUUGUGGGGGUCUACCUGUGUGUUUCGUCGGUGGGACGCUAAAUUGGUAAGUCAAGAUCUGCUCGAAUUAGAGUCAACGGCACUUUAUUUCUGUGUUUAAGAAUCUGUGAAGUGGUGGUUCUCAUGUCGAAGAGUGAAGACUGGCAAGAAAAGCGACGUAGGUGGCUAAGAAAUCCGUGUACGAGACGAAUGGCACAGUCGUAGCUGCUGGGAUACGCUUCACUGCAACAUUAUUGCUUGCGAUCAGCCUCGACAGUAAAUAUCGGGUAUUCUCGACGGUGAUCUUUGCAUUGCACGUGCUGCUGUUGCCCCGCACACGAGACGAUUUUGUAGUCCACUCAUUUUUACUAGAACAAGAGAAUGGAUAAGUCAAAAGUUUCACCAUGCGACAACGU